AAUCCGACGCGCCGACGCCUCCAUUCCUCGCUUCCCCCCUCGCCGCUCCGACCCCGAGCCCCAUUCCAUCCCCCCAAAACCCUAGCCUAUCGCGAUGGCCGCCUCCCCCACUGCCUCUUCCUCCUCCGCUCCCACCGCCGCGGCGGCCGCGGUCGCAGCCGAGGCCACCGAUGGGCCGGUGCUUAGCGUGGUAUCGAAGCGCCUCCGCGCGCUGCGGAAGAAGUACAACCGCAUCACGCAGAUGGAGGAGUCGCUCGCCGCCGGCAAGACGCUCAACCGCGAGCAGGAGGAGGUGCUCCGCUCCAAGCCCGUCGUCGCCGCCCUGAUCGAAGAGCUCGAGCGCCUCCGCGCCCCGCUCGCCUCCGCCGUCGCCGAGGAGCUCUCCUCGCGCCCCGCUCCCGCCGCCGCCGCCGCUUCCUCCUCCGACUCGGAUUCGUCCAUCCAGGACCUCCUCGCGCUCGUCUACUUCGGCUCCCUCUUCGACGUCAAGCUGCAGCAAGACUUCGCCACCACAAUGGUCGCUCGCACGCACGAGCGGAACUGCUGCAUCACCUAUGAUUACGUCACGGAUGAUGCGGCGGACCUGCUCGUGGAGGCCGAUCUGGAUGCUGUUUCUACACUUGCAUCCCUCGCCGCGUCGCGCCCUGCUGCUGCGGUUGGAGUCUCCCACCGCGAUGCCCUCCAUGCUUGUGCCCACCAUGCCCGCCUAUGGCUCUGCCGUGCGGAUGAGCCCAUCCACCCUGACUCCACCAUCACUUAUGCUGGGGUGAGGGCAAAGCUGGAAAGGAUCAUGUCAUCGGACUACUACACAGCACGGACAGAGAUCAGAGCAACAGAGGAUCUGGCUGCUUCAGUGGGGAGUUAUGGACCUGGAAAGGCCCAGGAGAGCACGGUUGUGCCACCUCAGGCUCCAGAAGCAGUAGAGGAGAGCAUGGCUGUUGAAGGACACAAGGAUGAGAAGGAAGAAUCUCAGGCUACUGAAAUCUACACUGACAAUCAGGCUCCUGCAGUUGAUGCUCAACAUGUGGAUGAUGAUGCUCUGGUGAACCCAAUUGAUGAAGUCCCUUCAGCUGAAGCAGAGCAGGAGAGGUUUGAGGCUGAUCUAGAGGAUCAAGAACAAAAAGACCAACAGUUCGUCCAGCGUCGGUCUUACCAGAAUCAGCGUGGUGGUGGUCGUGGGGGCAGAAGGGGAUACCCUAAUGGCCGUGGCGGACGUGGGGGCCGAGGUGGUGGGUACCAGAAUGGCCGUGGCGGCGGCGCCGGUGGAUUUCAGAAUGGCCGUGGUGGCGGCGGCGGGUACUACUAUGAUUCCGGGUACUACCAACUGAGGAACUACAACAACAGAGGCCGCGGUGGCCGCUCGAGUGGUGGCAGCUCUUACUACAACAACCAUGGUGGAGGUGUGCAGGGAGGCGGCCAUGGGAAUCCUGGGAGGGUUGAGCUGGGUGCAAACGCCUAGCUCGCUGACUGUUUUGCUUGAGUGGGGGAGGGGAGCCAUUUUGUUAUUAUAGAACUAACUUAGCCUGUUAUUACGUUACCUUUGGCCCCCAUCUGUGAGUUAUUUUGCUACUCCAAUGACUGCAUAUGGUUGGUCGGUAAUGUGGAAAUACUCUGGGAAAGUAGUUUCAGGUCAUAUUCGUUCUGAGUUACGUCUUCAUGUGUCAA
Messenger RNA from Panicum virgatum (switchgrass), 1665 nucleotides. RefSeq names its product nuclear transport factor 2. The record is from RefSeq and is a predicted model, not a curated record. NCBI's taxonomy places the organism in Eukaryota, Viridiplantae, Streptophyta, Magnoliopsida, Poales, Poaceae. The transcript has 4 exons. The coding region runs from base 95 to 1459 and encodes 454 amino acids.